UGAUGUUUUGAGUGUAUCUUAUGCUCUCAUAUUUCUCUUAUCAAGCUCCUGUGUAGUUCUUAAAAACGCCCUUCUGAUGAAGAUCCAGAUAAGAUGGUGGUUGGACAGCUGAGUGAGUGUGUUUGAGUUCUGAAAGGAGUCUCAGGAUACAGCUUAGUGACCUGCUGAAUGAAUUUGCACCUUGACUGAGAAACAUUCAAAACAAGGAUAAGUUGCAAAUAGUGACUGUUCAGAUGAUCUUGACAUCACUCCUGUCACUUUGGUCUGCUUUUGUUUGUGUAGUUUAUGCUCACAUGUUGAGUGAGGAAGAGUUGAGGUGAGCACCAGCAGGAAAUAAAGUGGGGAUGGACCCGGAUGUGGGUUAGAUGAGUGGUUUUUUAUUUGCAGCCAGGAAGUGGAACUAUGCCUCUGUGACGCCUGCACAGAAAGUCAUUGCAACGCACAUCCGCCUUGCACAUCUCUGAGAUAACGGUGCUGUGUUAUGGCCAUUAACUGAAGUUAAUAACAAGAUAUUUAAAAGCCUACAGAUGGACACACGACUCACAGUCAUCACAUAGAAUCAGUUGCCUAAGAAGCCAUGGAGAGCGAUCUCAUUCUUUCUGCACAGCCUGCCUAUUCAGAACCGGAUGAUUUUGUGGAAGAAGAGCCAUAUUUGGAAGCCAAGCUGUACAUAGAGAGGGUGGAGCAAGAGAAUAACCUAUGCCUGGAAGAAACCCACAGAGGCAGAACCCAUGAACCAUUGGUGAAAGACGGUCCUGAACCCUUAGAACAUGGGGUUUCCAUUACAAUGUUCCCUGUUAGGGUUCCCAGCAUGCAUUUCAGCUGUGCUUCAGUACAGUGGGAUAUGCCACAGACUCCAUCAGAUGCUCCAUCCCAGGAAUCCAGCUCAAGUGACAUUAACUUGAGUUAUGGAUUGAACAUGGACUGGGUAGUUACUCCUCCAUCCUCAGACAUGCAUUUGUUAAACCAGGAGGAAAUUAUUGAUCUGGUACUGGAUGAGGAGCCUGAACAGACAGAUGAUAACUUGCAGCAAGAACCAGCUAUAAGUACAGAAGCCGACUCUUGCCAGUUAUAUGAUGCACACACAGAAGUGAAUGUUUGUGUGACACCAUCAAACGAAGACGAACAGCCACCAUUCACAGAGACCUCACAGACAUCAGAAGUGAGUGAUCAUGGUGGAUUAGUGGAAAACAGUGAGCUAGAAGGCCAUCUCUGCAUAGAGAACCCAGAGAUCCAGCUGGUUCCUCAGGCUUUAGAAGUUCUUGAGGAGGAAUCCGUAAAAACAGGGGACAUUGUGCUUUUGACUGAACUAGAGCAAGGACUUGGAGAUGUGGGAGAAACAAACGAGGUUGUGGAGCUCAUUUCUAAGGAUGGUAUCAGUGUAAUCAUAGUGACAGCUUGUGAGGAGGAGUGCAGUACUACACCACAGUCAGAAACAAAUGACCCACUCCUAGAACUGGAUUCAAAACAAGUUGAGGAACCUGGUCUAAACCAAGAGUCAGAUCCACCCCAACAAGGAGUUCCCCCUGAUAUUGUCUGCGACGCUGUAGAGGCAGUAGAGACUGAAGAAUCUGAAAAUGUUGAGUUGACUAUAAUUGCUAAUGAUGAGACACUGGAGUUAGAAACUGCAGAAACAUUUGUGGUGAUGCAAGAAUCUGUACUGGAAGUCAAGCAAGAGGAAUCAACCCAUGAAGAGCAGAUCGAAAGUACAGUGGAAGUGGAACUUCAUGUACACAAAGAACAAUUAAUACAACAGUCAGAAUGUUCAGACGAGUUGGAAAACUCAGAAGAGUCCAAACAAGAACUUUUAAUUGGUGACGAACCUUCAGAAGGGUCAAAGAAAUCAAGUUCUAAUGACUCAGAAACGUCAGACCAGGCAAGUCAGACAAAAAGUGCAGUUGAUGUAGAAGCAAGUCAAACAGAAAGUCCCAAUGAGACGGAACUCGGGGAGCAGUCAGAUAGGUCCACUGAAAUAGAAACAUCACAGCUCUCAGAAUCAAAGGACAGUAAAGGAACCAAUCAACCAGACAAGCUCCAACAAACCGAGCAGGAAAACCACACCAACUCUGAACAACAUCAGAUCCAUGACAAAGACAGUGUAAGACAAACCGAAGAUGUAUCAUCCGAGCACGAACGUGUGGCAGAGGAACAACACGAGGAAUCUGUAGAACCUGCAAUUCCCUACAAGAACAGAAAUGUAGAAGUUGUGGACCGAGAGGAAGCUUGUAAACUUGCAGAGAGACUUUACAGGCUUGACAAUGUUCAGCGUACAGAUGUGGUCCAUCAUCUGGACAAAAACAAUGCGUUCAGUCGUGCUGUUGGAGAAGAGUACCUUAAGUUCUUCGACUUCACUGACCAAAGCUUGGAUGAAGCUCUUCGGUCUUUUCUGAACGAAGUGGUUCUGAUCGGUGAGACUCAGGAGAGGGAGCGAGUGCUCGAUCAUUUCGCCGGACGUUACCAGCAGUGCAACCCUGAGACAUUCUCCUCAGCUGGAGCUGUACUCACACUCACAUGUGCUUUGAUGUUGCUCAACACGGACCUGCACGGACAGAAUGUUGGGAAGGCCAUGUCCGUGACUGACUUUGUGUCUAACCUGGAUGGGAUGAACGAAGGAGAGAAUUUCAGUAAAGAACUACUGAAGACACUUUAUAACUCAAUCAAGAAUCGCCAGAUUGACUGGGCAAUAGAGGAUAAGGAAUUGUUGCCCUCUAUAACCUUGGAGCAGAAUUCAGAUCAGGAUGCGUCUCUUCGCUCGAAGAGUAAUCCCUUCCAGGAUCUUGCUCAUGACAAGAAGGCCACGGUGUUCCAGAAAGGCUUCCUGAAGCGGAAAGCGCAUGCGGACAUAGACGGCAAGCGCACUCCAUGGGGAAAAAGGAGUUGGAAGACCUUUUAUGCGGUGCUUAAAGGAAUGGUGCUCUAUUUACAGAAGGAUGAAUACAGGAAGGACUGGCAAAGCUCUGAGGAAGUGCUCAGUGUCCAUCACGCUCUAGCAGAGAGAGCACAGGACUAUACCAAGCGGCCUCACGUAUUCCGCCUGCAGACCGCAGAUUGGAGGGUCUUCCUGUUUGAAGCACAAUCUACAGAGCAAAUGAACUCGUGGAUUGGCCGAAUCAACCUGGUGUCCGCUCUGUACUCAUCUCCUCCGUUUCCUGCUGCUGUUGGCUCUCAGAGGAAGUUCCACAGGCCCAUCUUACCUGCAACACAGUCUGCACUCACUCUGGAGAAACAGCUGCAGUCACACGCCGCCAUGCUGCAGUCAUUUCAGGAGGACCUGAGCGCGUUACAGCAGGGGGCGCAAGAGAGCCGCAGGACAAAAGCCAGAGAAUUGGAGGAGCACAGACUGAAGGAGGAGUACCUGCAGCAUGAGCGAUCCCGUUACGAGGCUUAUGUUCACAUUCUGGAUCUCUGGCAGACACUCAGAAAGUCCUCCGAGACAGUCGGCGGGACAGACCUCGCCCUUUUCGACCAGGAGCUCUGGAAAGGAGCCGACACCGAAGAAAAGGAGGACAGUGACAUAGAUGGAGGGAUGAAGAGAUCUCAUUCCAGUCCGUCUCUCGAACUGGAAGUGGCGACUCCGCCCGUGGUGAAAGUGAGGCGUAACAUCUCAGAGAGACGGACCUACCGCAAGAUAGUCAUUCCCAGACGUAACAGGGAGGUAUAAGACUAAAAAGUAUACUGUUACAGACUCAUUAUUCUAACAUGGACUGUAUUUUUACAUUAAUUCUUCAUCGAUCCUUUAGUACCCGAAUUCCUGUAUUUAAAGACAGUUGCAUUGCAGAAUGUCCUGUAUGCAAACGUAAUUCAAUAACCAAUGUUUUAAGCUGAGGCGACAGUACGCUCACAUCUGAACCAUUUUCAUGAGCACAAAACAUCAGCUGACAGGCCAGCCGUUCUUUUAUCCAUAUCUGUAUGAAAAAUAUAGUGACGUUUUCAUUUAAGCGAUCUUCGCAAUAUAACCGUGUCAUAAUACUGUAGUAUAAGAUCUCUGCAAUUAUUCUGAAUCUACUACAGUUAGAAAAAAAAAAGGUUCGAUAUUUAAUCAUUUCCUUUUCCCUAAGAGUGUGCCAAGAACUGUUUUUAUUUGAUCAGUUAUUAAAAAAAAAUGUUAGUUGGGCCAAAACAAUGUUCAUAAUACGAAGUUGAAAUAUGUCAGUAUGACUUCUUAAAAAAUUACAAAUUUGUCCUUGUAUUAUGCAUUGUUGUCAUUACUGCUUUCAGUAAACAAUUAUUUAUUGUUUUUAUAUUUAAUUAAUUCAGACUAAACGUACAAAAUAAAAACAGUUCUUGGUGGUGUACUCAGAUUUUUGGAACUUACCUUAAUGUUUACCAUGUCCUGUUUACAUAUUGCGAGUAAAAUGAAAACCUUAAUAAAAAUAACCAGCUUCAUUUAUU
This is a messenger RNA of Ictalurus punctatus (channel catfish), 4392 nucleotides long. Its product is annotated as PH and SEC7 domain-containing protein 2. Gene Ontology annotation, molecular function: guanyl-nucleotide exchange factor activity; protein binding; phospholipid binding. Bases 578 to 3661 code for a protein of 1027 amino acids. The transcript is spliced from 16 exons. The record is from RefSeq and is a predicted model, not a curated record. NCBI's taxonomy places the organism in Eukaryota, Metazoa, Chordata, Actinopteri, Siluriformes, Ictaluridae. Gene Ontology annotation, biological process: regulation of ARF protein signal transduction.